UCUUAUCGCAUAUCCAUGCUAAUGAUUAUUUGCUAGCAUGUUUAAUCCUAACCACGAGAUCAAUAAUUAUUUUCAUAUGUUCCUUUGUUUGACAUUGAGAUACUAAUUUUGGGUGUUGGUGCACCAAAUGUAGUUUCUUAUAAUCGAUGAAGUCGACCGAAUAUUGGAGGCUAACUUUGAGGAAGACAUGGAGCAAAUAUUUAAGCGGCUGCCAAAGACAAGGCAAACUGCUCUAUUUACAGCUACCCAAACUAAGCAGGUUGAGGAUUUUGCGAACUUGUCAUUUAAGGAAAAGCCUGUAUAUGUAGGUGUUGAUGAUGGAAGGUCGAAGGUGACCGUCGAAGGGUUGCAGCAGGGCUAUUGUGUCGUGCCUAGCAAUAAAAGGUUUCUGGUCUUGUAUGCUUUUCUUAAGAGGAACCUUUCGAAGAAGAUAAUGGUCUUCUUCUCCUCAUGCAAUUCGGUCAAGUACCAUUCUGAGCUUCUCAGAUACAUUCAUGCUGAUUGUCUCGAUAUCCAUGGAAAGCAGUUAUUUAGAAACGGAAAUAAAAUGAGAUUAAAGGUUGCAGAAAAAGGGCCAAGCAGAGGUUUGAACCCAAAAGCUGCGUGUUAA
Molecule: messenger RNA, 610 nt
Organism: Zingiber officinale
Lineage: Eukaryota; Viridiplantae; Streptophyta; Magnoliopsida; Zingiberales; Zingiberaceae
Product: DEAD-box ATP-dependent RNA helicase 27-like
Exons: 5
Coding region: 188-610 (140 amino acids)
Biological process (GO): maturation of LSU-rRNA from tricistronic rRNA transcript (SSU-rRNA, 5.8S rRNA, LSU-rRNA)
Cellular component (GO): nucleolus
Source: RefSeq, a predicted model, not a curated record